Dendrobium catenatum is the source of this 1442-nucleotide messenger RNA. RefSeq lists its product as uncharacterized. Gene Ontology annotation, cellular component: membrane. Gene Ontology annotation, molecular function: zinc ion binding; ubiquitin-protein transferase activity. The transcript has 8 exons. The record is from RefSeq and is a predicted model, not a curated record. Gene Ontology annotation, biological process: protein ubiquitination. Lineage: Eukaryota; Viridiplantae; Streptophyta; Magnoliopsida; Asparagales; Orchidaceae. Bases 207 to 1055 code for a protein of 282 amino acids.
ACACGGCGUUGGGAGGCUCGGUCCUUGCUCGAAUUCCUAUAGAAGGCGAGCUAUUCUUCGUCGUUCUUAUCGAUACCGAAGGGGUUGAGAAAGCAAGAGAGAGAGAGAACGCGUAGAAGGCAGAGAAGACCUUCAGGUGGUGGGAUUUUCCUGGUUUUAGCUUUAUUGGAAUAUUUUUGCUGAUCGGAGGUUGGCUUCAUACAUAAAUGGGUGAUCAUGUCGUGUUGCAUGUGGAUCGUCUGAUAGAUCCUCAAGAUGUAGAGUCAAAGAAAGAAGGAGAGCGCUUGCCUUCUUCUUCCUUUGUGCCUGGCCCACCGGCUGUGGGUUGCGACAAGGAGAAGGGGAAAGAUGAGAUGGUUGUUGCGGAGGAAGAGGAGCCGCUGAUUCAGAUGGUCGAAUGUCGCAUUUGUCAGGAGGAGGAUCAUAUCAAGAAACUUGAGACCCCCUGCGCUUGUAGCGGCAGCCUCAAGUAUGCUCAUAGGGAUUGUGUGCAACGAUGGUGCAACGAGAAGGGGGAUAUAAUUUGCGAGAUUUGCCAUGAGACAUACAAGCCUGAUUACACGGCACCACUUCGUCCUCCUCCUGAUGAGACGGCAAUUGAUAUAACUGGGGCCUGGACCAUCACUGGUGCUCCAGUAGACUUGAGUGAUCCUCGUAUUCUUGCAAUGGCAACAGCUCAACGCCACUUUCUUGAAGCAGAAUAUGAUGAGUAUGCCGCUACUAAUAGUAGUGGCGCUGCAUUCUGCCGCUCUGCUGCUCUAAUUUUGAUGGCACUUCUUCUUCUGAGGCAUGCAUUAAGCAUCACUACCGAUGGAGAUGAUGAUCCUUCCACCUACUUCUCUCUAUUUUUGCUACGGGCUGCUGGGUUUCUAUUGCCAUGUUAUAUCAUGGCUUGGGCCAUAAGCAUCCUGCAUCAGAGAAGGCAAAGACAGGAAGCAGCGGCAUUAGCGGCAGCUGAAGUUGCAUUUAUUCUGCAAUCAGGAAGAGGAAGGGGCCUGCAGUUUACCAUUGCGCCUGAAUCCCCAGCAACUCCUCAGCAAGAGCCACAUCAUUGAAUCCAAAUUACUGAAUCCAAAACUUCAAACGCUUUCAUUAUUAUCCUGUACAUGUACAAUACAGCUGACCACAGCUGGUAUGAGUUCAAUUCAUCCUCCUCUUCUGUGUUUCGAGGGGAAAAUUAGAGUAUUUAUUUAUUUGUUAUCUUCAUAUACAUUCAUUGUAACGUUUUGCAUCUUGUCCAAGAAGCCUAGAGCUUUAGGUCUGUACAUAAUUAUAACAAAGCUUCAGAAUUGUGGAGAUAAGAAGCUUUCGAACCCCCUUAAAGUUUACCAUGCAGACGAUGCUUUUUAUCUGUUUGCUCUUCUUAUUGUUAAGGAUGUAAAUGAGCCGAGUUUGAACUGUUUGCACUAUCGUUUUAUAUAGUUAUUGCAUAUUUUACCUGA